AUUGCUAAAAAAGGAAAGUUCCAUCCCUGGCUGUUUUCGCAUAAGUAAGAGGGAAACUACAUACAGGUGUGGGGACAUACAUUGUACAGAAUGAGAAAGAGAAAAUGAACGAGGAGAUAGAAAAUGAGAAGGAGAGAAGAAGGGAGGAGAUAGAGAAUGACAAGGAGGGAAGGAGUGAGAAAGUAAAUACAGGAGGCAAGUUGCUCAAGCUGAGUUCUCGGCAGAAAUUCACCUUAAUGAACGGUGCGCUUUCCAACAUUGCCGUUAGCGUGAGCUACUCUGUAUUGCUGUCAUUUCUUCGAGAUGUGGCAAUGAAAAAGGGCGUGUCUCUAACUGGAGCAGGGGCAAUCCUUGGGUGUUACGAGGUGGCCUUGUUCUGCUGUUCCCUUACUAUUGGUUCACAGUUAUCUCGCGUAGGAGCGAGACGCUGUUUCUACACCGGGGCGCUUGUAACAGGUGUUAGUUCACUAGCUUUUGGUUUUUUAGAUGCCUGCCCUCCCGGUGACACUUUUCUUGCCCUUGCUAUAUCAAUACGUGUCCUAGAGUCAAUAGGUGCUUCCAUGUCUUUCACGUCCAACUUUGCCCUAGCAACGAGGGAGUUUAGAGACAACACAGCAACAGCAUAUGGGUUCUUGGAAACGUUUGCAGGACUUGGUCACGUCUUGGGCCCCUUGAUCGGUGGCGGCCUCUAUCAACUGGGAGGGUUUAGACUGCCGUUCUUCGUGUCGGGUCCACUGACGAUCAUCACAGCAACUGUAGCAUUUUUUACCUUACCAACCGAGAAAGAAGAGCAAGAUAUACCAAGAGACUACGGACAGCUAAUUAAAAUAGCAAAGAUACCGGUCAUACAUCUAGAACAAGUAGCCGUUUGGGUAGGAUAUGUUGGCUGGAGUGCUUUAAGUCCCACUCUAGGAGGCCAUUUACAGAAUGUAGAUUCCUCUGUUCAAGGCAACCAUAUCAUGAUCGGUUUGGCGUUUUCUCUGACUGGGACCUUUUACACGUGCUCGGUACUAUUGUUUGGUUUCAUAACAGACAAAUACAAUCAGUGUAAGGUAAUAAUAAUCUUGGGACUCAUCGUCAUGGCCGUAGCCUUAACUCUCAUUGGACCCUGGGCACCCUUCACUCACCUAUUCCCAAACGGCAAGGGAGCAUCAUGGGGAGUUUACUUGGGGCAAUGUUUAAAUGGAGUUGGAAACGCCUGUGUCAAUGUGGCUGUCUUGGCGGAUUGUAUAAAGGAAGCCGUGAAUUUUGUCGGGACGCUUAUUGGAGCAACAAUCGUGGAACAUAAUCCAUUCAGCACGUUAUCGGCAGUCCUUACGGGGCUCUGUCUGGGAGAAGCUGGUCUCCUUGUUCUAUACUGUGCGGUAGUUUAUGCAGUACUCACAAGGAGGCGUAACAGGUCCGAAUACAGCAGCAUUGAAAGUGAUAAUGCCAGUAACAGUGACACACAAAACGCCGAGGAAACAUUGCUACUGCCGCCAACCCCUUGCCCGAUAAUACAGAGUCAAUACGUGCAGCCAGAAAAAUAUAUGCCUAAUGAUGACGUCAGUUCUAACUAG
This is a messenger RNA of Lingula anatina, 1559 nucleotides long. Its product is annotated as MFS-type transporter SLC18B1-like. Gene Ontology annotation, molecular function: transmembrane transporter activity. Gene Ontology annotation, biological process: transmembrane transport. The record is from RefSeq and is a predicted model, not a curated record. Lineage: Eukaryota; Metazoa; Brachiopoda; Lingulata; Lingulida; Lingulidae.